CUGAAUCUUCUAUAUAAUGGGACCGCAACGACGACAGAUAAGACUCAUAACCCUAGUUCUCACUGCUGGAGAGAGCUACCAGCCGCCACCGCUCGCCCCAUUUAUACAGUAGACUCGCCGCUGCUCCUUCCCAUUCUGCUAAACCCUAGCGCCUAGCGGCCCCUUCUCUUGUGUCCCACUCCCCUUCCUCCACCGCCGUUAAUCAUCUUCUCUUAUUGAGUUAGUUCCUUCCACUGGAUGAUUAGGCAGCGAGAAAGUGCUGGUGAAAUCCGACGGAAUCAUGUCCGACGACGAGAGGGAGGAGAAGGAGUUGGAUCUCACUUCUCCUGAAGUUGUGACCAAAUACAAAAACGCUGCCGAGAUCGUCAACAAGGCCUUGCAGUUGGUGGUAAAAGAUUGUAAACCCAAGGCAAAGAUCGUUGACCUAUGCGAGAAAGGAGAUUCUUUUAUCAGGGAACAAACGGGUAGCAUGUACAAGAAUGUGAAGAAGAAGAUUGAAAGGGGAGUGGCAUUUCCUACUUGUGUUUCCGUAAACAAUACUGUUUGCCAUUUCUCUCCUCUUGCCAGUGAUGAGAGAGUUUUGGAAGAAGGCGAUAUUGUGAAAAUUGAUAUGGGUUGCCACAUAGAUGGCUUUAUUGCUGUGGUUGCGCAUACUCAUGCUAUUCAGGAAGGAGCAAUUAAAGGUCGAGCUGCUGAUGUACUUGCAGCUGCAAACACUGCAGCUGAUGUUGCUUUGAGGCUUGUGAGGCCCGGGAAAAAGAAUAAAGAUGUAUCGGAUGCAAUUCAAAAGGUUGCUGCUGCUUAUGAUUGCAAAAUUGUGGAGGGUGUUCUUAGCCAUCAGCUGAAGCAGUUUGUAAUAGAUGGAAACAAGGUUGUUCUAAGUGCUUCCAAUCCAGACACAAGAGUUGAUGAUGUUGAAUUUGAGGAGAACGAAGUUUAUGCAGUAGAUAUUGUUACAAGCACGGGUGAUGGGAAGCCUAAGCUCCUAGAUGAGAAGGAGACAACUAUCUACAAGAGAGCUGUGGACAAGAAUUAUCACUUGAAGAUGAAAGCUUCCAGAUUCAUUUUCAGUGAAAUCAGCCAGAAGUUCCCCAUCAUGCCUUUCUCUGCCAGGGCCUUGGAAGAGAAAAGGGCUAGGUUGGGACUGGUGGAAUGUGUAAAUCAUGAUCUACUCCAGCCUUAUCCUGUUCUGCAUGAGAAGCCUGGUGAUUAUGUGGCUCAUAUAAAGUUCACAGUGUUGUUGAUGCCGAAUGGUUCGGAUAGGAUAACAUCACAUCCUCUUCAGGAGUUGCAAGCUACGAAGUCGAUUGAUGAUCCUGAAAUUAAAGCGUGGUUAGCUUUGGGUAUCAAGACAAAGAAGAAGGGCGGAGGAAAGAAGAAGAAAGCAGGCAAGAAAGGCGACAAAACUGAGGAUGCUGCUGGUGCUGAGGCAGAACCGAUGGAGGAAACAGCGGAGGCUACAUCCCAAGCCUAAACUAGUCAAUUUUGUUCAGUUUUGUUUAUGAGAAUCCCAGUAUAGUAACUAGACUUUUGGGUCCCAAUUGAAUGUUUACCUACAUCAAAAUGGCAUAUAUUCUCAUAAACACCCAAUUUCCCUGUACUGUCUUGCCCUGACUUGCACUCUCGUUUAUUGUUAAGUUUACUAGUUUUUGAGAGUUGCCAAUAUGUGUUUUAAGCCCCAAUUCCUCGUUAUUUUGCUUAUGACAACUUCAACUGUGAUAAUUGAAAUAAGAUAAGAACGGAAGGCAUUAUGGCAAAAAAAAA
Messenger RNA from Linum tenue, 1764 nucleotides. The record is from the annotation of a GenBank genome assembly. Lineage: Eukaryota; Viridiplantae; Streptophyta; Magnoliopsida; Malpighiales; Linaceae.